Molecule: messenger RNA, 879 nt
Organism: Metarhizium acridum CQMa 102
Lineage: Eukaryota; Fungi; Ascomycota; Sordariomycetes; Hypocreales; Clavicipitaceae
Source: RefSeq, a predicted model, not a curated record
AUGCACCUCGUCACAGCGUUGGCAGCCAAUUUUUUGGCUCUAUUAGUAGCGGUCCUACCGGACACUACGGCCGCUGCCCCUGGUCGAGUUGGAGAAUUCUGUGACUGGCAACCUAGUCCAGAGCCCGACACGGUGCAUAAUACCCUUCAUUGGGCUGAUACCAACCAGGAAACUAGUGUGGAGCGUGAUCCCGACCUUGAAAAUCUUAUAAAUGAGAUCUUUCCUCCCGAACUCGUGGAUGACGGACGAGUCAUCAACGUCGGCGUGCAUAUGCAUGUGGUGGGACAUCCAAAAAAUAAUGAAAGCGAAUUCCUCGUUAAUCGUGCUGCUCUGGAUAAGCAAUUAGAUUUUCUCAACGAGAGCUUCAAGCCGGCCAAUAUCUCGUUUACGCUUUCAAGUGUAGACUGGACUAAAGGAGACAUGCUUGCAAGGGGUCGUUUCUUGCGACGACCACUAGCAAAGAGCCUGCACCGGGGCAAUUUCUCGGAGCUCAACAUUUUCUUCUGCAAUGACGAAGAGACAAUUGGUGGGGUUACAUCUACCCUCUGGGGCCUCCAUAUGAGCGAUGACGAGGAUAAAUCAGAUGGCUGCCUUGUAAAUGCUAAUACCGUUCCUGGGGGGCCCCAUCCUGUGUGGAAUCGGGGGGUGACAGUUGUUCACGAGGUUGGCCAUUGGCUUGGCCUUGGACAUACCAAGUUUACCAGGCACGGAGACUGCGAACCAAAUUGGCGAAACCUGACGGGUUUGAGCAAUGAGCCGUGCGGCACUCGAUGUGACUUUAACUAUAUGAGCUAUGGCGCCGACGCAUGCUUGACAGAAUUCACAUCCGAACAGAUUACAAGUAUGAGAAAAUUUGCGUUUGAGAAGCGCGGACUUUAA